Onthophagus taurus is the source of this 509-nucleotide messenger RNA. The record is from RefSeq and is a predicted model, not a curated record. Lineage: Eukaryota; Metazoa; Arthropoda; Insecta; Coleoptera; Scarabaeidae.
AUGGCCUGCCUUUCUGGUCACAGUACAAUCUCUCUUCUAAAUUUAUGCGGUUGGGUGCUUGGUGUCUAUCUUAUGUGUUUAACAGGACAGAGGAUUCAAACUCAAAGUUUAUCGAUUGCGGAUGCAGUUUACGAUAUGGAGUGGUACAAAGCAAAUCCGAAGUUGAGAAAGGAUAUUUAUUUCAUGAUGAUUAGAGCUCAAAAACCGUUAUUAUUUCAAUGUGGAAUUUUGGGCAAUUUUCAUUUUAUUACAUUCAAAAAUAUCAUGUCGACCGCAUACAGAUUUACAACAUUAAAAACAGGAUUUAGUGGCUAAACAACAGAAAUUUUGUUACCAUGUAGUUACUAAAGAAGUCGUAGUUGUUGUAAUGAAACAAAGUGCACCUUUUAAUAUACAUUCAAAUUGUUGCUUAGAAUGAAUGUCAUUUAUAGUCCUUAUAAAAACAGGAGUCUUAGUUGUAAACUUGAUACCAAAAGAAUUUAUGUAUAUGAGAAGGCAAUAUUGCAAUA